UUUAGAAAAUGGAAGCACAUUCGGGUUGCUUUUGCCACCGCCUUCUGCCCUUGGCCCUCCUGCCACGGCGGUGAAUAACGAGGCUCUGGAUUUCGCCGUGUCAAUAAUCCUGCCCGGUCCCUUUCUCACCCCACGUUUGCCACGAGACCAAGCAGUGAACCGUGCCCUUGUCGUCUCGCGUUGAAACCAACCCAGACCGAUUUCGGCACUCCGCCCUGUGAAUUCUACCUCCGCGAACAGUCCAUUGACAAAUCGCUUGCAAUCGGGGGAGUUUGAUUGUGCACCGCAUCUCCAACAGCGUCGCUCUUUUCAUUCAAUUCAAGUGGUGGGUGACGAGCAAACAUGUGCGGCAUACUCGGCCUCAUCCUCGCCGAUUCGACGAGCGCCGACGCCGCCGUCGAUCUGCACGAGAGUCUCUACUACCUGCAGCACCGCGGCCAGGAUGCCUGUGGCAUUGCGACGUGUGCCGCCGGUGGCCGGAUAUUCCAGUGCAAGGGCAAUGGCAUGGCCUCCAAGGUGUUUGAGGACGGCAAGCGUGUCGCAGACCUGCCGGGCUACAUGGGCAUUGCCCACCUGCGGUAUCCGACAGCCGGGACCAGCUCGAGCGCCGAGAGCCAGCCGUUCUACGUCAACUCCCCCUACGGCAUCUGCUUCGCGCAUAACGGCAACCUGAUCAACGCCCCCGAGCUGCGGGACUUCCUCGACAAGGAGGCCCACCGCCAUGUCAACACCGAUUCGGACAGCGAGCUGAUGCUCAAUGUCUUCGCCAACGCUCUCAACGAGACGGGUAAGGCCCGCGUCAACGUCGAGGACAUCUUCACUGCACUGGCCCAGACAUACCAGCGCUGCCAGGGCGCGUGGGCCGCUACCGCCAUGGUUGCUGGCUACGGCAUCCUUGCCUUCCGCGACUCGUACGGCAUCCGCCCGCUCAUCAUGGGCAGCCGGCCGUCGACCACGAUCGAGGGCGGCACGGAUUACAUGCUGGCCUCGGAGAGUAUUGCCCUCCGCCAGCUGGGCUUCCGUGACUUCCAAGACAUCCUGCCCGGCCAGGCCGUCUUCAUUCAAAAGGGCGGCCAGCCGCAGUUUCACCAGGUCACCGAGGCCGAGGCGUACUCGCCCGACAUCUUCGAGUACGUCUACUUUGCCCGCCCCGACACCAUCAUGGACGGCAUCUCGGUCAACAGCAGCCGCCAGAACAUGGGCGCCAAACUUGCCGACAAGCUGCGCGAGGUGCUGGGGGAGGACGGCGUCCGGGAGAUCGACGUCAUCAUCCCCGUCCCCGAGACGAGCAACACGGCGGCCGCCGUCGUGUCGGAGCGCCUCGGAAAGCCCUUCUCCAACGGCUUCAUCAAGAACCGCUACGUGUACCGGACCUUCAUCCUGCCCGGCCAGAAGGCGCGCCAGAAGAGCGUGCGGCGCAAGCUGAGCGCCAUGGAGUCGGAAUUCCAGGGCCGCGUCGUGUGCCUAGUGGACGAUUCGAUCGUGCGCGGCACCACCAGCAGGGAGAUUGUCAGCAUGGCGCGCGAGGCCGGCGCCCGAAAGGUCAUCUUUGCGAGCUGCGCGCCGCCCAUCAAGCAUCCCCAUAUCUACGGCAUUGACCUUGCCACCCCGCAAGAGCUCAUCGCGCACGAGAAGACGCGGCAGGACAUUGCGCGGCACAUUAACGCCGACGACGUCAUCUACCAGGACCUGGACGACCUCAAAGCCGCCUGCAUGGAGGUGCAGGGCCCCGGCGGCAAGGUUACGGAUUUUGAGGUCGGCGUCUUUUGCGGCAAGUACCAGACCGAGGUGCCCGCUGGCUACUUUGAGCACCUCAACGAACUGCGCGGCAAGAAGCGCAAGAUCGCCGAGGCCGCGGCUUCAUCGGCGGGCGACGGCGCGAACCCGAGCAAUGCUGUGGUUGGCAACAGCGGUCCCGUUAACGUGGCCAAGCGCACGCUUGUCGAUGCCGAUGGCGGUGAUCGUGCGGUCGUCGGCGGCCUUGCGGAGCGGAGGACGGCGAACGGAGAGGAGGAGGUGGAUAAGAAUGCCGGGAUGGCGAAUCCUGAUAAUAGACAGGAUAUUAGCCUUCACAACUUGGCGAACGAGCCAGCCCCUCAAUAGGAGGAUAACUGUUGGGAUUGUCGAAAUCGUUGCGGAUUGUGGGACAGGGGAUGAGGCUUAGAGUGGUUACAGCCAAACUAGAACGGGUAGAUGCCGGUAUCUGGGGGGGUAUUCUAUUUUGUGUUCAAACGACCCCGUCGUGUCACAUAAGGGAGCUGUUGGGGUUGAGAUCUGGGGACUCUUGGGGCGCAUGAUUUUGAUUCAUCUUGCAUCGGCAGCGUAGAUGUGGGUAGGAGUACAAACGGAUGUAGUGAAUGUGCAAUUGUGAUGAUAGGGAAAUGAACUGU
This is a messenger RNA of Parathielavia appendiculata, 2390 nucleotides long. Its product is annotated as Amidophosphoribosyltransferase. Bases 343 to 2103 code for a protein of 586 amino acids. Gene Ontology annotation, biological process: purine nucleotide biosynthetic process; purine nucleobase biosynthetic process. Gene Ontology annotation, molecular function: amidophosphoribosyltransferase activity. NCBI's taxonomy places the organism in Eukaryota, Fungi, Ascomycota, Sordariomycetes, Sordariales, Chaetomiaceae. The transcript is spliced from 4 exons. The record is from RefSeq and is a predicted model, not a curated record. Gene Ontology annotation, cellular component: cytoplasm.